CGCUGCUGGAUCCCCCGUCUCUUCCCUCGCUCGCUGUCGCUCCCAUCCCACUCGCCAUCGUCCUCGCCACCGCCCCCGUCGCCCGAACCACUCUCGCCGCUCUCGAACGACGCCCAGCUUAUGCGCCCCCGGCCCCGGCGCGGCUCUGCUCAGUGUUUGCUAAUCGGAUCCUCGUACCGUUGACGCGGCACCCUCUUGGGCCUCUUGGCAAUCCGGGAGCAUCAUGCGCUUUCCUUCCCAAGCCAAACAGCCUUCCUCCCCGCCUGCCACAAUACGCAAGCCAAGCUUUCGCCGUGCCACAAAGAGGCCCUCGUCAUCGUCCGCGUCGUCCUCCUCCCUCUUGUCCUCGGUCUUUGCCACCAUUGCCUCGUCGUCGGCAGCGCAUGCUAGGCCCCUCGACCCAGAGCACGACACUUCCCUCCCAUUUCUCUACCCUUUUCUGCCCCACGACGGCCAGCGCGAACGUUCGUCCAAGACAGAGUCCUCCCGAUCACCUUCCAAGAGAUUGCAGCGCCGAGCCUCCGUGCCUGACAAGUACGUCCAAGGCGAGGAUGGCCUCUGGCGCAAGGCCGCCGAGUGGUCCUUGUACGGUUCCACAAUAUGCCCAGGCUCUUCUUGUUCCGCAGAGGCUACCCCUACAGCCGUUGACGACGAAAACUCGGCAAAUCCGACCGCUUCUACCAUCGUCGCCAGCUCCACAGCUACCGCCAUCUCAUCACCCUCGUCCUCUGCCUCUGUUUCCGCUAUCUCUGCAGACGAGUUUGAUCUCAGCACCCUCCCUACCGGCUGGGCGAGCAGCGGCGGAUCAUCUCACGACCUCACGGCUGUCAUUCUCCCUUUAUCUCUCGUUCUUGCCGGCUCUAUCGUAGCCCUCAUACUCGCAUGCGUCGUUUGGAGACGGAAACGGCGAAAGGGUGAGAAGGACGUAGAGAAAGUGCUGCAGCGCAAGGUGCGCGGGCAGCGGGACGAUAGGUCCGAGGACGGUUCCGAAAAUAGCAGUAUUCAGCAGGCAAAAUCUGCGCAGCGCAAGUGGGCAAAGGCUGCGAGUCGUUGGAAGGCCAACGUCAGGCAAUCAGCCCGACGACGGCGCACGAACCGCAGUCUCUCCGCUACCCUCGUACAAGACAACCAGAGUAAUCCCUCCCUCCAUCAUUCUCCAUCCAGGAACGACGACUCGGUCUCUGUGCUACGUUCCCCCUCUUCCGUCUCUUCUCGGCACUCUCACGACAAUCCACCUAAUUCACCACCCCCACCACCCGUGCCACUGCCACGUCCUCGUUCGUCCAUCGAAGUUUCACCUGUCAUACCUCAUGCGGAAGAUACCCCUCCUAUUCCCCCAAAUCCGGAUUCCCCACUCCGUCCUCCGGCAUACCACCCCUCGCGCAAUCAUCCACAUAGCGCAAUCGACAUUCCUCCUCCCACGGAUGUCAUCCCCUCCUAUCACGCUGAAGGAUCCAAUGUGACCGCAAGCUCGUCCAAAUUACCGUCGGCACCCCCGCCUGUCGACGAUUCAGGGCAUAAUGAGGCCGUACACAGCUCUCCAGGCCAUAUUGCCACGGAUGAUAAAGCCACGUUGGCCCGCAGAGCCGCCAUGGCCAGCGCUCCUCCUGACCCAGACACUCGCGCCUCUCUACCUCACUCUCCUCGCGCGCCCGAGCUUGAAGAUGACGACGAAAUCCCUGCUGAUGUGCUCGCUCUCUCCUCCGCACCGAGUUCCGAUCCCAUACCUCCCUAUCCAUCUUUGCAUCCUGAUUUACCGCCUCCACCGUCUAUGGGGAAGAUGGCCGCCUCACGCUACGAGCAGUACGCUUUCUCGCUCGAGCAGGCAGCAGACGUAGUUGGCGUCGAACCGGAAAUAGGCCCUUCUGCUCCGCCGUUCGAGGAGGCGCAAAGCCAAGCUGGGACGACUCUCGUCGUGGUCCCUUCGGCUCCGCCGGUGGACGAAGAGGAGUCGUUUGAAGACGGGGAACUCGAGCCUUCUGCACCUCCAUUGUGGUACGCCCAGGCGGAUACCGAUGGAAUGGGUGUCGGGGUUGGUGCUGGCGUGGAUGUGGAAGUAAACGCGGGCUUGGAUGCAGGCUUGGCAAGAGAGGAAGGUGAAGGCGCUGGGAGUUUACGUCGGACGGUGUCUUCUGUUCCUACGAGUCGUACGCAGUCCCCUGGACCUGGACCUUCUGCUCCUUCUCUGCCUCCGGUGUACUGAUGCUGAUACUCCCUUCGCCCGUCACGUACUUUCGUCUCCCGCUUCGCACCUGUAGUUCGCAUGCACCUAUCAUCCAUCCUUCAUCACCCAUCAUCCCAUCCCCUUUCCCUUUCGACUUCUGCAUGAGCACCUUUGACUUGACCUGACAAGCAGUAUUGUUUUUUAACCAGUUUUUUUAUCACCUUCCAGACUCGGGUUUUGGUCUUUCCUCGUUGAGCCCUGUAUUAUCUCCAUUUUUUCUCUUCGCUUACUUCGUCCAUAGCAUACAUAUACAUAUAUACACAUACCGCAC
Molecule: messenger RNA, 2495 nt
Organism: Stereum hirsutum FP-91666 SS1
Lineage: Eukaryota; Fungi; Basidiomycota; Agaricomycetes; Russulales; Stereaceae
Exons: 2
Coding region: 224-2203 (659 amino acids)
Source: RefSeq, a predicted model, not a curated record